Messenger RNA from Paramuricea clavata, 989 nucleotides. The record is from the annotation of a GenBank genome assembly. NCBI's taxonomy places the organism in Eukaryota, Metazoa, Cnidaria, Anthozoa, Malacalcyonacea, Plexauridae.
GUUUAAGUUUGACGUACAGAUUUGAAAUGAUCUUAUCUUUGCGUUCCUAGAUCACAAAGAUAUGGAUAAAGGACGUGAAAGUGCUACGUCAAGCAAGCAAGAUUCUGAUGAUAACAAUGAAGAGGGCAUUGUGGAAAAUCAAGAAGGGACACAGCAGCACGGACAGAGAGAAAUGAUGGCAACGUCAUCCCUGGCUGGUGAAAAUCAUGUUGUGGUGUAUGACCCUGAGUGUGAUCGGAGGCCUCCAAUACAGGAGACUGGUGAUGAUGAAAUGGUGUUUCAACAACCAGCACAGGUUGGUUUAAAUCCCAAUAUCAUGGCGUAUGGUUCGGGUGCUUCUCCUAAAUUGGGAGGAGUGAUUAUUGGGGAGAUAGAUAACAAUGGUCAGGUGGAGGUCUUGGUCAUGUCAGUAGAGACUUCUCCAGCCAUUGUAAAUGGACUUUGAAUUGUCUCUAACUGUCUCUAAAUUGUCUCCAAACAUUGUUUCUAACUUUGACAUUCAGUAAUCUAUACUAUUAAAAUUGGCAAUGGUUGAUUAAUCCAAUAAUUUGGUAUCCGUGUCUGGGUAUAUUGUAAUUUAGAGGUAGGUAAAAGAAACUCUACACGUGUUGGGUAUAUGGUGUGACAUUUAUGCAGGCAUUAUUAAGUUAAUGGGAUUUCUUAGAUUGUCAAUUUUCACAGGGUGUGGAAAGUAGACCAUAUCGAGAAAUAUUGUACGCAUGUACAUGUAUACGGUGUGGUUCAUAGAAUGAUUCUUUGAUACUGGUGUGAAUAGAUGACUCACAGUGUCUUACACAUGUACUAGUAUAUAUUAUUUAUUGACGUUUAGUAUUAAUGAUCAAUAACUAUAUUCAUGUGUUAAACAAAGCAAAGACAUUUUUAAAUUGUACAUAUAUAAUGAUCAGUUUAAUAGACCUUUCUAAUAAUAAUAUGGCGUCAGCGUGCAUAAGCUAUUUUGUGACGUCAUGCAAACGCGGAUAAACACUUUG